Molecule: messenger RNA, 1218 nt
Organism: Acytostelium subglobosum LB1
Lineage: Eukaryota; Evosea; Eumycetozoa; Acytosteliales; Acytosteliaceae
Exons: 4
Coding region: 1-1218 (405 amino acids)
Source: RefSeq, a predicted model, not a curated record
AUGGAGUUGUUCAAUCCUGAGGCACUCCAACAUACACGGCAACAUCAACAACAACAACAACAACUACAACAACAACAACAGAUCAUUGAUGAUGACUUUAACAUCAGCGAACAAAAGGAGUUCAUCUCCACAUUAUCAAAGAUCAUCACAACAACUACAAACAAUCAACCAGAUAGUGACAUCGUGAUAAACACGAAUAACAACGAGGACAACAUCAACAACAACGAUAACAAUGACGAUCGCAAUCACACAAGUAGCAGUAGUAGUAGCAGAGCAAAGGUGAAAGGAAAGAAGGAGAGGAAAAAGAAACGAAUGUCAAGUCCUCCGUUAUCAACAACAACAACAACAACAACAACGACAACGACAACAUCUACGGCCUCAUUGGACUCAAACAAAGCUACACGACAUGCCAACACAAUGAUGGCCUCCACCUACCCAGUUACCUCGAGUACCAAGGAGCAACAACAACAACAACAACAACAACAACAUCACAAUCACCCUCAUUUGCAUCAAAUCAAUGAGCACAUCAGUCAUAUUGUUGAUACAAUACACGAUACUGGUGAUAUGGUCGUCAACGAGCUAAAGAAAAAGAUAUUCUCAGCCAAGAAGAGACGCGAAAAAGAGGAACAGGAUCCACUCAAAGAAUCAUUCUCGAUAGAUAUAGGAAUGAUGUGGCUCCUCAAGAGUAUCAGUAGGACAACUAUACAGGAACAUGUUUGUGAGCGCAUUGGUAGACUGCCGCACACUGACUUCCAACUUUUCCUGCCCCAAAUAGUUCAUAUAUGUGUAGUAUACAAGCAGGAGCCAAUCAUAGUGAUGCUUCUAGAGAAAUGUAGACAGUCUUUAAUCAUUGCUGUGCAGACUUUCUUUCUACUGAACUCAAUAACGUGCGAUAGACAUCCUGGCACCUUUGAUAAUGCAAGGGAGGUUUGGAAACGUUGUGAGAUGGCGUCGAUUGGUUACUUUGACCUGUCCAAGCUUGACAGAGCACCUUGUAGGAGGAAGCAGGCUGAGGAUAUGGCCGUGUCUGACAAGUCCUAUUUGUUCAUUGAUGAGGACAAGGUACAUCAAUAUCUGACCCGUCCCAAACACUUCCCAUGCAAUCGAAUGCUGAUCCUUUUGGAUCAGAUGCCAAUCAAGACAAUUCAAAUAUUGAGCAGCAGCAGCAGCAACAACAACAACAACAAGAGAUUCAAACAUCACGCUCCAAACAUUUGA